Messenger RNA from Eucalyptus grandis, 3053 nucleotides. Its product is annotated as protein SUPPRESSOR OF npr1-1, CONSTITUTIVE 1-like. Bases 1785 to 2771 code for a protein of 328 amino acids. Lineage: Eukaryota; Viridiplantae; Streptophyta; Magnoliopsida; Myrtales; Myrtaceae. The transcript has 3 exons. The record is from RefSeq and is a predicted model, not a curated record.
CUCGCUGCUUCCGAGGUUUUUCUCGCUUUUAUUUAUCCUUUCAUCCAUGCCAAUUUCGCUUGUUCUCCAACGAAGAUACCUUUUUCCAGGUGUGUAAAAUGCAUUUUGGGCUGUGGCGACGGUGAAUUUGUCGUCGGAACAUCUGUUUUUUUUGCCCCCUUUUAUCCGGUGGUGCAUUGUGCAAUUCUGAUGUUAUGAUAUAUAAAUCAUAACUACUUAGGAUAUACUAAUCAUAGAAUUAUAUUCUCUAGAUGUUAAAAUUAAGAUAAUAGGACUAACGAUACCUGCAUUUCUCAUGAAAUUUUAGUCAUUAUUCCAUAGUGGAGAAUGAAAGGGACACUAAUUUUAUGUAAUAUUACGUUAGGAAUUCCAUUUACCAAUAUUCAUAGGACAAGGACUGAUUUAAAACUUACCAAAUAAGAUAGGAACAGAAAUUCCUUAAAUACAAUAUAUAUGCAUGUGUAUACAUGUAUAUGUAUAUCAUCAAGCGUACUUCACGCAAUGACUAUUAAAAAGAGAAAUGUUUUACUUUUUCUUCAUAAAAAGUCCGGGAGAUAAUUACUUAAAUUCUAUUUUGUAUAAUUUAGUAUGUGAUUGUAAUUGCAUUUGUGAAAGUUCAAGAGAAAAAGUAUAAAUCUAUUAAAAUUGACAAGCCAAAUUUUGAUUUUGCACUUUGCAAUUUGAUUAAAUGCACGCAUGUCUUAACUAUUAUGAUAAUGAAGCUACAGUACCGGAAAGAAGAAGAUUACAAGUUGUAAAGUUUUUACUCUAUACAAGCCAUUACAUCAUAAUUCCUUUUAAGAUCUGAUUACGUAUGGCCAAAUUUCGAAAUGGAAGUUGACAUCCUUCACUUUGUUAGCCUUUAUAAAUACUGUUUAUUGGGCAUAAAAAGAAAAAUCAUAUCUACAUAUUGCUAGUCUCUUGAAUGCAUUAAUGCACAUCAAUCACAAAAUGAACAAAUGAUAUUUGAUUACUUUAGUUGGAUAUAGUACUAAUGACUCUUGAUUCUUGCUUAUAGGGAACGGGCAAGAUUGAGGGGAUUAAUCUUAGUGAAUGCAACUCAGAAAUAGCUACGCGAGAUAUCAGAAUUUACACAGAAAAACAAUUCAAGAAUUUGACGAGUCUAAGAUUCCUUCACCUAGAUGGGGCACAUUUAAGUGGAGAUUUUAAGGACUUAAUGGAGGAGUUAAAAUGGCUUCAAUGGCGACAGUGUCCAGCGAAUUUCGAAGUAAACAAUUUUUGCGUAAAGGAAUUAGCUGUACUCGAAUUGCAAGGAAGCGAUAUAAAUGAGAAAUGGGGAGGAUGGAGUUUUUUCAAGAUGGCAAAGAAGCUUAAAUAUCUAGACCUUUCGUAUUGUGGAUCCUUGGAAAAUACUGACUUCCUCUCAGCUUUUGAGAAGUUAGAGGUUCUCAUCCUCAGUCAUUGCUGGAGACUGAAGCGAAUCGACGCUUCCAUCGAAGACAUGGAGGGCCUCCUUCGCUUGGAGCUGUGCUCGUCCUACGCGCUUCAUCUCGCGGUAGGCGCCGACGCAGGCGCCGAACGCCCCGUUCCUCGUUUCUGCCUUGGGGAGCUUCCAGCAGAAAUAGGUAAAUUAAAAUCACUGCGACAACUCGAUCUAUCCAAUACUCCAUCCCUUUCUGCAUUACCAAAUAGCAUAGGGUCUUUGGAGAAUCUAGAGAUUCUAGAUAUUUCUAGGAGUGGUAUAGAAGAAUUACCCAAUGGUAUUGGGAGUCUGAGAAAGCUCCGAGAGUUACGUGCUUCCAGUUGCAAAAUCUGAAAGGAUAAUGGUAGAAAGCAUGGCUAAUCUUUCUUCCCUACGACGCCUUGAUUUUAGAUACUGCGACAAGCUCCAAUCGCUGCCGGAGCUUCCUUCCGGCUUAACAUAUUUGGGUGUCACUUGUCAAAGUCGCAAAUUGCCUUCGCUUUCCCACCUAGCCCAUCUCAAGGAACUAGUAGUUCACGGUUGCGAUAAUCUCCAGUGCAUCCAGGAGCUUCCAUCAACGCAAUUAAAGAGUUCAAAAUGCUCCCAACCGACGGACAUUGAAGAAUCGGAAUCACCACAAUCCCUAAACACGCCCUUCAAGUUGGAAGUCUUGAAUGUCUCUUUCUGUGAAUCUAUCAAAAUGCUGGACGUUUCACAGUUUGUCCAUCUAAGGAAAUUAAAUGUCUGCAAUAUUCCGAAGCUACUUGAAGUUCGAGGUCUUGACAAAUUGAUGUAUUUGGAAAGCUUGACUAUCGAAUCCCGGAAUUCAAUCAAACGGUUGGACCUUCCAAAAUUCGAGAUGCUGAAGAAAUUAGUGGCUCGGGAUUGCAAAAACUUAGCCGAAAUUCAAGGGCUCGAUAGUUUGGAGUAUUUGGAAAGUCUAGAAAUCUCUAGGUGCACUUCGAUUGGAAGGCUAGACCUUCCAAAAUCCGGAAGUAUGAAGACAGUAAAUGUUGGUUGGUGCAAGAAAUUAGCUGAAAUUCAUGGCCUCGAUAGGUUGGAGUCCUUGGAAAUACUAGAAAUCUCUUGGUGCACUUCAAUUGAAAGGCUACUCCUUCCAAAGUCCGGGAGUCUGAAGAGAUUAGAAGCUAGAGACUGCAAAAACUUGGUUGAAAUUCAGGGCCUCGAUAGGUUGGAGUUUUUGGAAAAACUGAAUAUCAUUGGAUGCAAGUCGCUCAAAACGAUUCCGGAAUUAUCUGGAACGCAGAUUUAUCGAUAUUAUCAGAUUACAAAUGGCACAUAUUACGUAGAAUGUCCAUACCGUAUGGAUGACUCGGAUGAGGAAUAGACCGGAAGGAUCCACAUUUUCUAUUGAAGGUAUAUAAAGCAGUGUCGCCAUUGUUUUCUUACUUGAACUCAAGGAAUCCAAGGGAGAUGUUCAUGGAAGUUAAUAUGUGCUUUGACAAAAUGGUUCUGCUUGUUAUGCCAGUAGCGGAAAUAGAUGAAAAGGCUUUCAAAGCGCAUCAUUUGACAUUAGUUUUCAAGUAAGAUCCUUCAUCCUAUGCAGAAAAAUAGAGAUUCUUGACAUUUGAUUGAUUUUGGAAUGCUGGAAGUACUGAAAAACUGACGU